Messenger RNA from Funneliformis geosporum, 158 nucleotides. NCBI's taxonomy places the organism in Eukaryota, Fungi, Glomeromycota, Glomeromycetes, Glomerales, Glomeraceae. The record is from the annotation of a GenBank genome assembly.
GCAGAAGUUGUAAAGAUAAAAUACCAGUUUGGGGAGGAAUUGACAAGAGUAGUGGUAUUUUAAUUACCGAGGUGGUUCCUAAUACUCAACAAGAAACUAUUGAGCCAAUAAUUAGAAAGCAUAUUAAAGAGGGAAGCACAAUUAAUACUGAUGAAUGA